AUGGUAAAGCCGCGCAAAGAUUUCGUCGUGCGACCACGACAAUCUUCAAAUGAACAAAUAAAGCAAAACAUUUGGGUAAAUGAUGCUCAACAAGAGCUAACACCAUGGUACAUAUGGGACUCUAAAAUUCCUUUAAGCAGUAACAAAAAAAAGGUAAAACCGGGACGAUUGACCCAACUGACUAACAGUGAAACAGCCAGAACAUUCAACAAAGACCUUAGGGAAUAUCUUCUCAGCUCGACCCUGCACGGACUUCGUUACAUUGGCGAAAAGAAGCUUACAUGGUUUGAAAGAUUCUUCUGGCUAGCGGCGUUCCUGUUUUCCCUGAUGUGCGCCGGGUUCUUCAUACUAAAUGUGUAUGCCAAGUGGCGGAUGACGCCGAUGAUCGUGAGCAUCAACCCGGAGAACAUGCCGCUGGAGAACUUGCCCUUCCCUGCCAUCACCAUUUGCAACGUAAACCAGGCCAAAAAAUCUGUGGCGGAACGGUACCUGAUUCAAGGAUCAUCAUUGAACAAGAAAUUGCUGGAAAGUCUAUGCUCAACAGAAAACGACGCUGACAUUUUCGAAAACGAAUUGGCGGACACCGCUGACUGGGACUACAUGCGAUCAUUUCUAAUUAAUGUAACGCAGCCAUGUAGCGAGAUGCUAGCAAGUUGUUCGUGGAACUCUAUUAACAGGAGUUGUGUGGACCUGUUCAACGCUCAGCUCACAGACGAGGGCCUAUGCUGCACCUUCAACGUGGUGCAUCGGGAGAAAAUGUUCCGGAACCCAAAAUCUCUAAACGAUUUGAAUCUGACUUUCCCACUACCAGCAGUGGAUUGGACUCCUGAGGAUGGUUAUCCGCCAGACGCCCCAGCUAAUGGUUUUCCAUGGAGACCAAAAGGUAUUGGUACUAACCAUGGCCUAACACUAAUACUGGACGCAAACAUCGCAGAAUAUUACUGUGCUUCUACGAAAAGCGCUGGUUUUAAGAUCCUUCUGCACAAUCCUACGGAGACUCCGAAGAUAGCCAACCUGGGCGAUAUAUAUGGGCCCGGCAUGGAGGCACGCGUCUCCAUACAACCGCGUAUUUUGGACGCGCAACCCGACCUACGAACCAUAGAUAUCGACAAGAGACUAUGCCUUUUCUCCAGCGAGACGAAUUUGGUUUUCUACAGGACGUACACUUUAAAGAACUGUGAAAUGGAAUGCGAAGCAAGAGCCAUGCUGGAUUUAUGCGGAUGCGUCUUCUAUUAUAUGCCAAAAAACAAAACAACACGAAUUUGCGGGAAAGCUGAAGCAAAAUGUUACGGAAAUACAACUAUUUUAAGACCAAAAAAGAAAGAGUGCGAAGAGUGUCUGCCAGCAUGCACGGAAAUAGCAUUUUUCGAGCGCAUGAGUUCUGCGCCACUCAGCAAGGCUCUUAUCAAAAAUCUCGCCAGGAGCCUCAACAACAAAUCACUGGAGUACUUUGUAGAAAACAUGCUUGUGGUCCAUUUUUACUUUGAGGACGACACAUUCAUUCGAUUCACAAAAGGAGAAAUUUUUGGAUUAACAGAAUUUCUAUCUAACACUGGUGGUCUGCUCGGUCUGUGCAUGGGCUUCAGUAUGAUGAGCGCAGUGGAGUUGCUCUAUUACUUGACGCUGCGCGCCCUCUGCUCCGCCCGGCAACGGCGGCCGAAACACGAGUUCACGACAUAA
Molecule: messenger RNA, 1680 nt
Organism: Chilo suppressalis (striped riceborer)
Lineage: Eukaryota; Metazoa; Arthropoda; Insecta; Lepidoptera; Crambidae
Source: the annotation of a GenBank genome assembly